Molecule: messenger RNA, 279 nt
Organism: Synchytrium microbalum
Lineage: Eukaryota; Fungi; Chytridiomycota; Chytridiomycetes; Synchytriales; Synchytriaceae
Exons: 3
Coding region: 1-279 (92 amino acids)
Biological process (GO): cytoplasmic translation; ribosomal large subunit biogenesis
Cellular component (GO): ribosome; cytosolic large ribosomal subunit
Molecular function (GO): structural constituent of ribosome; RNA binding
Source: RefSeq, a predicted model, not a curated record
AUGUCUACCUAUCUCCAAGGAGAUGGUGUCAACGAUAACAUCAGAACUGUUCGCUCAUUACCUAUUCGCAAAGACGACGAAGUUACCAUCGUCAGAGGAACAGCCAAAGGUCGUGAAGGCACAGUCAUUCAAGUGUACCGCUUAAAAUACUUCCUACGCAUUGAAAAGAAUACAAAGGACAAGGUCAAUGUAGUCAUCACCAACGCAAAAAUGGAUGUUGAUAGACCACCACUUCCUUCCUUGAGAGGUGUUGCUGCUGUUAACGGAUUGUCUCCGUGA